Alternaria burnsii is the source of this 918-nucleotide messenger RNA. RefSeq lists its product as uncharacterized. The transcript has a single exon. The record is from RefSeq and is a predicted model, not a curated record. Lineage: Eukaryota; Fungi; Ascomycota; Dothideomycetes; Pleosporales; Pleosporaceae. The coding region runs from base 1 to 918 and encodes 305 amino acids.
AUGGAGCAUGAGGAUCGUAUGGGAACAUAUCAGCGCCCGUUGCCACAGCUCCCACUAGAAACGGACUCGUUGAGAUCCGGACCUAAUCAAAAAGAUGACACGCGGAACAAGGAGGCAUACAAAGAAGUGUAUAAACAGUUUCAUACGCAGAAAUUCAUACCUUUCUCGAAGCUCAGCAGCUCCAACACCGAAACUUUGCCACGAUGGAAGUCAGCUGAGUAUCUUAUACCACGUCGAUCCCUGCCGGACCCGCCUGUACAAUGCCUAUGGAGUCGAGACACUGCACCAGAGGAAAAGAUCACACCUCUGAGCUCAACUGGACAUCCGUAUGACGCCACCGUGUGCGAGUCGAGUCGAAAUUUGUGGGAACGCAGUAUUUCCAGCGAUUGCGCCCAAAAUCGUUCCAGCGCCAAGCAGCACGUAUCUCGUAGCCACUGGGAAGAUAUAGAUAAUGAUGUGAGAGCACUGCAACAAACCCAAGACGAACACGCAAGUCAGGGAUACAAAUCCGGACGGCUACCUUCCCACAAGUUGGCCUUGCCGUCUCUGAUCUCCCAGCAGCGCGAUAGCUCCCUCCAACCAGUACAUUCCCUCGCAAAUCCUGCGCCAUCGUUUCACUCGUCAAGCGACGUUCAGAAUGGUCCUAGACCGCCGCCUUGGGGCUCUUACGAAGAUCUCGAGAUCCAACGUCGACAACGCGGGGAUGAAAGGGAGCGCACCAACGUUCAAUUGAAUCGUUUGAUAGCGGACAGCGCGUCGAUGUAUCAGAAGUCAAUAUCUUCUGACAGCGUUGGUAAGGUUCCUUCAAGGGAGGUAGAACAGUACAGAGAACAGAUACUUGGCGUGUAUCCCGACAUGGAAUUCAACAGAGACGAUGGGUUAGGUGAUCCGAGGUGGUGUUACUGUGUUAUGAUGUGA